Molecule: messenger RNA, 724 nt
Organism: Cephus cinctus (wheat stem sawfly)
Lineage: Eukaryota; Metazoa; Arthropoda; Insecta; Hymenoptera; Cephidae
Product: cytochrome c oxidase subunit 2-like
Exons: 1
Biological process (GO): ATP synthesis coupled electron transport
Cellular component (GO): membrane
Molecular function (GO): cytochrome-c oxidase activity; copper ion binding
Source: RefSeq, a predicted model, not a curated record
UAAUUUUUAUUAGAAAUGUGUACAUGAUCUAUAAUUUCCCUUCAAGACGCCAACUCCCCUUCAAUAGAACACCUUACUAUAUUUCACGACUAUAUUUUAAUAAUUAAUAUUUUAAUUACUAUAAUAGUAGUAUAUAUUAUUUCAUCUAUUUCUUUAAAUAAAAUUAUUAAUCGAACAUUAAUACAAAAUCAAUUAAUUGAAUUAAUUUGAACUUUUAUUCCAAUAAUUAUUUUAAUUUUUAUAGCAUUCCCAUCUAUUAAAAUUCUCUAUUUAAUGGAUGAAAUUUUUUCUCCUAUAAUAACAAUUAAAUGUAUAGCUCAUCAAUGAUAUUGAAGAUAUGAAUAUUCAGACUUUAAUAACAUUGAAUUUGAUUCUUUUAUAAUUCCCACUGAAGAACUAAAUAAAAAUGAAUUCCGAUUAUUAGAAGUAAGAAAUCGUAUAAUCAUUCCCUUAAAUACACAAAUUCGGUUAUUAAUCUCAUCAGUUGAUGUAAUUCAUUCGUGAACAAUUCCCUCUUUAGGAAUUAAGGUCGACGCAACACCAGGUCGAAUCAACCAAACUAACCUUAUAACAAUCCGACCUGGAUUAUUUUAUGGUCAGUGCUCUGAAAUUUGCGGAGCAAAUCACAGAUUUAUACCAAUUAUUGUAGAAUCAACCAAUAUUAAAUAUUUUAUUUCAUGAAUUAAAAAAUUUAAUUAAUAAUUAAUAAUUUUAUUAUAUUAUU